Molecule: messenger RNA, 1031 nt
Organism: Epinephelus fuscoguttatus (brown-marbled grouper)
Lineage: Eukaryota; Metazoa; Chordata; Actinopteri; Perciformes; Serranidae
Gene: mrpl47
Product: mitochondrial ribosomal protein L47
Exons: 7
Coding region: 10-789 (259 amino acids)
Biological process (GO): mitochondrial translation
Cellular component (GO): mitochondrial ribosome; mitochondrial large ribosomal subunit
Molecular function (GO): structural constituent of ribosome
Source: RefSeq, a predicted model, not a curated record
ACGGCAAAAAUGGCGGCGUCCUCGUCCGCAGGACGCGUUUUGACUCUUUGCAAGCAGUUUCAAAAUGUCUUUAGGAUAUCCUCAGCGAUAAAUAUUCAGCACUGUACUGCUGCUGUAACCAAGUACCAGCCUUGUCUCUACAGGGAAAAGUCCGCACUUGCUGCCCUGUCUUGGUACAGUCCCACCAGCUCUGUGGGUCAGUGUCGAGCCCUGCACACUACCAUCAGCAGAAGAGGGCUGGAAGAGUUCUUUGACCUCCCUGAGAACCGAGGAGAGUCCAGCGUCAAGUCAGGUGGACCAUGGACUGCCAAACAGCUGAGAACAAAGAGCAAUGAAGAUUUACACAAACUCUGGUAUGUGCUGCUUAAAGAGAAGAACAUGCUGCUCACACUUCAGCAGGAAUCACGAAGGCAAAAAGUCAUGAUGCCGAGUCCAGAACGAUUAAGGAAGGUUGAGCGGUCAAUGAUAAGACUGGAAACAGUGGUGAACGAGAGAGAGACUGCACUGCGUCUGCUGCAGACAGGACAGGAGAAAGGCAGACCAGGGACCUGGAGGAAGAAUACAUUUGGAUACACCUACUGGUAUCGAUUCAAAGAAUAUGCAAUUCCUUGGUACAUGAACAGAAGGUACAAGCGAAAGAAGUUCUACACACCGAAGUUCGUCGAACCACACAUAAGGCUGCGUAUAGAGAAGCACCUUCGAGAGAGGGCCAGGAAAGCCAACUUAGAGAGGAAAGCUCAGGCCAAGCUCAAGGAGAAGUUUCCUCAGAUGAAAGCGUCCGCCUCAUGAAACGUCAAGCGCAGAUUUUACAGUUAGGGAGUUCUGACAUCUGUCCAGACACAAGGUCUUCUCUGUAUUUUAUCUGUGGCGUGAUAUGGAUACUCAAGUCUGACUCGGCUCAUGUGAAAUAACCGAAGGUGGUCUGAAACUGUAUGAGUGUAUUUGUUCAGCUGUUAUUUGAUCCUAGAAGAUAAAUUAUGCUAAACCAUCCUGUUUUCAUACUUAAAAUUAAAAUAAACCUCAUGUAUUGA